UUGCGAAGUCCUCAGCAUCAAGGAAAGAAUACACUCACGCAUCGUUUCAGAAGGCCGCUAUGACCAAUCGGCUCUGAGCUUCACAUAAUCCCCCAGCCGACGAAAAUAAGUCACCUUCUCUACGACGGGACAUAUAAACUACUGUCUUCUCUUUAACUUCCACUAAACUUUCCAUUUAGCACGUAUUCACAUCAGCAUGACACCUUCACCGCCACUUCGGUUAGGAUGGAUUGGCCUCGGGUCCAUGGGACUCGCAAUGGCUAUCAAUAUCCAGAAGCAUUUGAAAGAGAAGAACUUCACUCCUUUGCGGUACUGGAAUCGCACCUUGUCCCGAGGAGCUUCGUUGGAAGAAUUAAAAGGCGUACCUUGCUGGUCGAUUAGAGAAGUGGUGCAGGGCUGCGAUGUGAUCUUCAUCUCGGUCAGCGACGACGAAGCCCUCACCGGCGUAAUCCAAGAGACCCUAGCGAGUGGGGCUCUCAGCGACAAGAUCAUCGUAGAUACGACGACUGUGCAUCCUUCUACGACACGCUCCAUCACCACCCAGCUCACCGCCGCGAACGCUUCCUAUAUCGCAGCCCCCGUCUUCGGCGCCACGCCGCUCGCGCAAGCAGGCCACCUCCUCAUGGCGGUAGCUGGCCCAGCUUCAGCUAUUGGCAUUGUAUCACCGUACCUGAAGAGCGUCGUCGCACGAAACGUCAUCCAAGUUGGCGAUGAUCCCUCCAAAGCCCUCCUCCUGAAAACGUCUUCGAACUUCAUUACAGCCGGCCUAAUGUACCUCCUCUCUGAAGCGCACACCUUAGCUGCCAAAGCGGAUCUCCCCGCACCAAUCCUCGAAUCUCUCAUCGAGCAGAACUUUGGUGCAUACGCUCAUGGUGUCUCCCGCCGGAUGACGUCUGGUGCGUAUUAUCCCGCGAAGAGGCAGCCGCCGAGCUCAGGCCUAGAGCUGGGGAUGAAGGAUGUAGGCCAUGGACUGAGCGUCGCGAAGGAUGUGGGUAUGGAAUUAAAACUGGGGGAACUAAGCAUGGAGGCGAUGCGGGAGGCGAAAGCGUUUGGGGAUGCAAAAGGGAGGAAGAUGGAUAGUAGCAGCGUCUUCGGCAUCGUCAGGCAAAGAGCGGGACUGGAUUUUGAAACAGAUGUGGUCAAAGUACGGGAUGGAGCGGGAAAGUAAGGCGGGGAGGGGAGGAGGAGGGAUUGUUGAACGAGUAAAAUGGACGGUAGCUCUUGAAUCGAGAAACAGCCGAAGGUUCCUUGUGUGUCGAGACGCGUAUUAGGGAGCUGGAGGGGCGCCAAACCGCCGUCAACGUUUCCUCUCUUCCGACUUUGCCGUCCUCUGUACUCUGGUCCGACAUGCCUGAUGUAGCGAUCUGCAGUCUUUUUCAAAGGACACGAGCCAGUAGCGCUUC
Trematosphaeria pertusa is the source of this 1403-nucleotide messenger RNA. RefSeq names its product NAD(P)-binding protein. The transcript is spliced from 3 exons. Gene Ontology annotation, molecular function: oxidoreductase activity, acting on the CH-OH group of donors, NAD or NADP as acceptor; NADP binding. The record is from RefSeq and is a predicted model, not a curated record. NCBI's taxonomy places the organism in Eukaryota, Fungi, Ascomycota, Dothideomycetes, Pleosporales, Trematosphaeriaceae. Bases 197 to 1168 code for a protein of 323 amino acids.